AUGGUCAACACCGCCAAUCAACCCAGCUACAAUACUAUACCGCUAUUGAACAAUGAUAUCGAGCCAAUUGCUGCAAGCACUAGACGUCGUAGCAAGUUGUCUCGUGUUCUAACAGCAACGGUGCUAUUUGCUGUUGGAUCAGUGCUCAUUGUGGCAAUUGUGGCACAAGUAACUCGCUCAAAACCAGCUGCACGUCAACGCAACGUGAUCUUGAUGAUUAGCGAUGGAUUUGGACCUGCCUCGGAAACAUACGCACGCCAAUAUCACAUGUGGCGAGAGAAAUUACCACCUACCUCUAUGCUCCCACUUGAUCACAUCCAUGUUGGUCAAAGUCGCACACAAAGCUCAUCAAGCCUAAUCACUGAUAGUGCUGCUGGUGCUACAGCCUUUUCUUGUGGUUUGAAAACUUACAAUGGUGCUAUUGGUGUUGAUCCUCAAAGACGACCAUGCGGCACAGUGCUUGAAUCAGCCAAGAUACAACAUGGCAUGUUGACAGGCCUAGUAGCCACAUCUCGUAUUACACAUGCUACUCCUGCAGCCUUUUCAGCUCACGUUGCUUGGCGUAAUGAAGAGAAUGAGAUCGCUGAACAACAAAUAGGAUACAAUCCUUUGGGUCGUACCGUCGAUCUCAUGUUUGGUGGAGGCAUUUGUGAGUUUCUUCCAAAUACUACAGAAAAUAGCUGUAGAGAAGACAGCCGUGAUUUGUUUACCGAAGCCAAGGAACAAUUCGGAUGGACCGUAAAGCUCUCUCGUGAUGAAUUCGAUGCCUUUAAUCCUAAUGAUGUCUCUUUACCACUCAUGGCAUUAUUUGCACCUAGCCACAUGAAUUACGAAUUGGACCGGGAUCCCACUACGCAACCAUCACUCAAGGAUAUGACUGAAAAGGCUUUGAUCACGCUCAAUUCGGCCUCACAAAAGAAUGGAAAAGGAUUCUUUUUGAUGGUAGAAGGCAGCCGUAUAGAUAUGGCCUCCCACUCCAAUGAUCCUGCUACGCAUUUUUAUGACAUAUGGGAAUAUCAACAAACAAUCAAUGCUGUGCUCAAAUUUGUCGAGGAUCAUCCUGAUACGGUGCUUAUCUCUACCAGUGAUCACGAAACUGGAGGUCUCACUAUUGGCCGACAAGUGACGGAUGAAUACCCAGAAUACAAAUGGGAGCCUGAAGUUAUCAGCCGUGUACGCAAUUCUAGCGAGGUGUUGGCCCGUGCAUGGGAUGCAGCAGAGCAAGAUCAAGUGGAUUAUCUAGUGGAUGAAAUCAUUGGCAAUGGAUUGGGAAUCUCGGAUCCAAGCGACAAGGAAAUCGAUAGGCUGGUUACAUGGAAAAAGACAAGCAAAGAUGUGCUUGCUUUAGAAUACAUGUUGGGUGACAUGGUUAGUCGACGUGCUGAAAUUGGUUGGACUACCCAUGGCCAUACAGCUGUUGAUGUGAAUUUGUAUGCAUUUGGAAAAGGCACCAAGCGUCUUAGAGGAAGCCACGAAAACACCGAUAUCAACGAGUUCAUUGUUGACUAUCUGGAUCUGGAUUUGGGCCAAGCUACUGGAGAACUCAAUAGACGAUUACCUUGA
Lichtheimia ornata is the source of this 1563-nucleotide messenger RNA. RefSeq lists its product as uncharacterized. The record is from RefSeq and is a predicted model, not a curated record. Lineage: Eukaryota; Fungi; Mucoromycota; Mucoromycetes; Mucorales; Lichtheimiaceae. The transcript is spliced from 9 exons. Gene Ontology annotation, molecular function: alkaline phosphatase activity. Bases 1 to 1563 code for a protein of 520 amino acids. Gene Ontology annotation, biological process: dephosphorylation. Gene Ontology annotation, cellular component: fungal-type vacuole membrane.